AUGUCGGGGACUGCUUCGGCGUCUCCCCCUUCGGCAAGCUCACCGGUCCGAACCCGCCGCGAUUCCAUCAACUCGAUAUCCGCCGCUUCCACCACCGACAAGGGCCAACUUGCCCACACACUUGACAAGAUACACACCUCUGCGAGCCAGUGUGACUCUCUCACCACCUUCAACGACUUUGCACCGCCCCCUACAGCGGCUCCAACCUCCGAAAGCAAAGGGACUGCAGGCGAUCUGGUGCAGCAAGGAUUUAGCGGUCUCUACAGUCGACUGAGGGAAGCUGUGGGUGCUGGAGGCUCUUCAAAAGCACCGCAAGAGCAAGCAGUGUCAGAAAAAUCGGAACCCUCUUCAAAGCGGACGUCGAUCGUUGGAAACCAUGCCUCGAAAGCUUCAAUCAGCUCGCUUAGUCGGGCUGACACAGGCGCAACCUUGUCCACUACUUCAUCCCAAAUCCCCCUCACGGCUGAUGGAGGCUCGCUUAACGCCGGUGUAGCUGCUGAGACACGUUCACAGCAAUCUCAGUCCUCAAAACCAUCGAGUAUCAGUCUCAUGUCAGGGCAAAAGUCCAACACCACCAGUCGUCAGAGCUUUUCCGGAAAGGCACCCAGUUCUAUUGCUGUUGAUCCUACGAUUGCUCCUGUUACGGUGCACAGGGAUGCUAGCCAUAGUACCCUACGCACUGAGGAAAGUGGUGGCAUAGGUUCAAGUCGAAAGAGUAUCAGCAGCAGGGCCGAUCUCCAGGCCCACCUCUCGACAGCUGAAUCGUCGGCCAACUUGUACGACUUGAAAGAUGGAAAACUACCACCCAGAUCGAAGCGGGAAGACACCUCGAGUAUCGACGAAAGUCUCAAAAGCCCAACAAGUCCAAGGCAUCCUCGUGCUCCUUCAAUACAGACUCGAAGUGUUCGUAGCCCGUCCAUUACCUCGUCCUUGUUAUCUCCCGACAGCAUCAGAAGGAAGCCUGCAGUCAUUGAUCGGAUCAGCCGGUCGAGGUCCCCUGGCGGCCAAGACUCAAGGGAAUCUUCUUUGGACCGAGGAACUGCAGAGCCCAGCCGCAUCAGCACUGUUGCCCACGAUUCCGUGUGCCAUGAGUCCUUCUCACAGGGCCCAAAGCCGCAAAAGAUGGCGUCGGGCGAUCUCAGGAUACCUGGCACAGCCAUCAGCAAUGAUGAGGCCUCUGAGCAGGUCAACGCACAGCUCACACGAAUGCGCAAGCAAGUUUUGAGCAAGGAGUUCUGGAUGAAGGAUGAUACCGUCAAGGAGUGCUUCCUUUGCCAAACUCCUUUCACCGCAUUCAGAAGAAAACAUCACUGUCGAACCUGUGGCUGUAUCUUCGACUCAAAAUGUACUACGGUCAUAUCGGGAGAGAAAUUCGGUGUGCAGGGUUCACUGCGUGUUUGCAAGCGAUGUCUCGAUGUCAUCACCAAGCGUUUUGAUGGGAGCGGUUCCGACGACUCGGGAGAUGAGCAGUCCUUUAUGCCGAGAUUCUUUGGCACCAACCACGCCAAGACCCCCAGCAAUGCCAGUCAGUCAAAGACAAGAGAGAGGGAGCCCGAAUCCGGAGUUGCAUCAGAAGGCUCAGAAGACUCCCGGCCUGUAUCUACCCCCAUGAUGACUAUUCCUGCAACACGCCGCAUCGGGGAAUCACGUACCGCUGCCGUCCUUGAAAUCGACGCACCUCAGCUCAGCAGACCAGGCUCAUCACGAUCACUCAAAUCGCUGACUGGGCGCCCUCACUCUUCUGCAGGCCACAAACGACACCAUUCCAAGCACAGUGGCUUCCUCGGCCGCUUCAAGCCUGCCCCUGAGGAGAGGGCGCCCUUCCGGCGAGGAAUUGACGAUGAGAAUGCUAAGAAGCCAAAGUUUCCUGCCUUUCAUGCCGAUAACAUCAUUGAUCCGGAGCUGGCUGAUUACAUGUCUGACGAGUCAAGUGAGGAUGAGCAGAUGGGCAUUUUUGCAACAAUGACUGGUGACUUGCAGCCUGGAAGUCUGGGCGACGACAAGUCGGAACUCGCACCUUAUGUGAACGCUGGUAGGAAGUAUCGUCACAGAGCAGGCGAGAAGAGCAUCAGCGGGAUGAGUUUCGUAAGCAGAGGGGGAUUCGAUGAACUUCCCAGUAGCCUCGUUGGGCAUCGACGGGCACCGAGGCGGCGUAACACCAGCAACGUCAGCGGCAGUAUGCAUCACCUCCCGUCGCCACGCCCGAAAUCUGCCGUGUUCAAGGGACCGUCACAAUCGUCCGAGAUGCUCUUUUCUCUGGACACUCCCCAUCAAAGUGGAAAUCAGAUCACUAGGAGUGAUUCGCUACAGCACAAGAAAGCGCCCAAAGCCGAACUCAACUCGUCCAGCCUGAGACACGUCGACAAGCUCUUGCAUCAGCUACUGGACGAUGCCGAAAUAUCAAACCCGCCAGCAUGGCAGAAGGCACUGGUCCCGAUCCUUCUGCGGGCAACAGACGACGUGGAUCCAGAUGUGGCCAAGGGAGAAGACAUGGACAUUCGGCACUAUGUCAAGCUGAAAAGAAUCCCUGGAGGCAAGCCUGGCGACACGGCCUACAUUUCUGGGGUCGUUUUCACCAAGAAUCUGGCCCUCAAGAGCAUGCCCCGCAGGAUCACCAAUCCACGAGUGCUGCUUGUCACAUUCCCUAUUGAGUAUCAACGGCACCAACAGCAUUUUAUGAGCUUGCAGCCCGUCAUCGAGCAGGAAAAGGAGUUUCUGCGAGUUGUGGUUCAGAGGAUCACGAAUCUUCGCCCUCAAGUUCUCCUUGCCGAGAAGAGCAUCUCGGGUGUUGCGUUGCAGUAUCUCUCCGAGGCGAACAUCUCAGUGGCCUACAAUGUUAAGCACACGGUCAUUGAGGCGGUCGCUCGGUGUGCUGAGACGGACAUCAUCUCUUCCCUAGACAUGCUGGCCUUGCCCGUACAGAUUGGGCGAUGCUCUAGUUUUGAAGUCAGAACGUUUGUGAACAAUGACUAUCCGGGCCGCAAGAAGUCGUACAUCUUCUUGUCUGGUUGCACGCCGGAGCUUGGCUGCACCAUUGCCCUACGCGGCGCCAACAGCAUGGUGCUGUCCAAGGUCAAGCACAUCAUGGAGUUCAUGGUAUAUGUCGUCUACAACCUCAAGCUUGAGUCGAGUCUUCUUCGAGAUGAGUCGAUCGAGCCUCCGGAAGGUGGCGACUCCAUGACAAGCUCUUUGCAUCUUCUGGGUGAUAGCAUCAGGUCGUUGAGCGUCAACAGCGUCGAUCAUUCUAAGGACGGUCCAGCUGUCGUGGUCAACCAGCCUCCAGGAGAGAGCGAGCCGCCUUCGCAAACAACUGUGGACAGCGCUAGCAUUGCUGGAACGGAUGAAACUGGAUCUUUGAAUCAAUCUGGGCAACUUGCCCAAGAACGCGCCAGACUCGUUUCUCUCCAGGAGCACGAUCCCGCUGUUCAGGAUCAGACCAGCCAAGUUCCAGAUGAUGUCCCUAUGCCCACAUACUAUAGCGACAUGGUGGCCAAGUAUGAGACCAAGAUCCUAUCUGCCUCACCGUAUGUCAAGUUCACGCAGCCAUACCUACUGAUGAAGGCUCGUGAACAGGAGAGACGACUGCUCUACUUGCGGAGACUCCGUGACCACGACUACUAUGAAGAGAAGGGUGACCCGGAGAAAGCAGAGCCGCAGCGCUUCCAGCUUAUCAAGCCCGAAAUGGUCGAGGAGAUUGGCCAGAAGGCGCCACAACAGAUCAUGGAAAUUCUUCGCGCUGUCCACGACGCUGAGUACGACAAGGCCUUGUACAACUACGAAACCCAUACCCGUCAGUGGGAGACGUACAUCCAAGGUAACCUCGAUCUGUUUGACCCCUACUCGCAUCAGAACAUUGUUGUUCUGUAUUCAGUCAUCUGCACCGAGACAAAGAUCCCAUGCACUGAGCCAUCUCUCGUCGCCAUCAACUUCUACGAUGAGCAGCACAUUGACACCGGCAUGGACCCUGACUGUACCCUGGGACAGUACAUUGAGGAUCUCGCAUAUACCAUGGACCAGGUCUGCACAUCAAACGGCUGUGAACGCAAGAUGCUCCAGCACAACAGAACCUAUGUGCACGACCAGUCCCGGAUCACGGUCUUUGUUGAAAAUGUGCCCAACACCUCGACACGGCCCGAGUUUGCAGAUGGGAUCACAAUGUGGACGUAUUGCAAGAUCUGCAAGAAAGACACUGAAGAAACACUCAUGUCUGAGGCUACCUUCAAGUACUCUUUUGGUAAAUACCUGGAACUCCUUUUCUGGGGCCGCGGUCUCAGGAUGAAGGAUCUGCACGACUGUCCUCAUGAUCACCAUCGAGACCACGUUAGGUACUUCGCCCUUCAAGAUGCGAGAAUUCGUAUUCACUGGGACCCCAUCGAUCUGCUGGAAAUCGUCGUGCCUCGAGCAAGAAUCACCUGGAAAGUCACGAAUGAUCUCAAGCUCAAGAACGAGAUCUUUACCAGGAUGGAGGAGAGAUGGGCCAAGUUCAUGACCUCUGUCAAGUCUAGGCUCAUGUGCAUCCGAAUCGACAGUGUCCUGCCCGAGAAGGCAGAGCUUUGCAAGGCAGAGGUUGAUCGCCUAACGGCAAAGGCCAGGGAAGACCAGCCGGCUAUGGUGAAGAGGCUACAAGACAUCUACGUCAACUCCAAGUACUACGAGGUGGUGCCUUUCAACAGCAUCGUCCGCGAGAUGCUGGAGAAGGCGGGCGAGUGGGACCAGGCGUUUGCCACAUUCGAAGCAGACUUUUUGGGUGACAAGGAUAUGCGUCAGUUGACCAUCAUGCAGCUCAAGAAGAUGUUUACGGACAAUGAGUCGAAGGAGUCGCUUGUAUCGAACGAAGGCACGCCAUCGACUGUUGAUAGUGAGGAGCGGCCUUCGCAGACAUUCACUGAGGAAGAAGGGAAGAGCACUCAACCGACGGACUACACUGACAACACUAGCAUGGAGGCCAGUGUCGCUUCAACAAAGCCUACCGAAGACAAGGAACAAUCGCCUGAGGACGGCAAGGUUGAUAUCCCUGCUGAGGGGGCUAUCGAGAGAGUAGAGCCAUUGGACCUGGCUCGCACCCCAUCGACAACUACCCACGAACCUCCUGAUCUCUCUCAGCCAGAACCUGAACCAGUGGAAGAACCUGAGGGGCCUAAGCCUUCAGAGCCCGAGGUUCCCAAAUCUCCGGAGCCUCAGGAUGUGCCAGCUCCACUAUCACCAUCUGUGCCUGGUGAGAGCUCCAAGACAUCAGCCGAGCCGCUCACCCUUCCCGCGUCGUCCUUGCCUCCUCCCGGACAGUCAUUGUCGGAAAGAGUUGAACAGCUGCGACGGGAGCAAGGCAUUCAGCCAAACCAACCUAGUCAUGGGGCCGCCACGCCACUUGCGGCUCUCCCGUCUCGUAAAUCAGGACAGAGCAUUUCACCUCCCAUGGUCAGGGCGAUCUCCCACCCCGCCCGCACACUGCCUAGAACACAGUCAGGGAUUGGUAAGGGUCUCGGAAUUAAAGAAUCCAAGACGAAUCCUCCUGAAAGCACUACCCCCGAGUCGUCCGCGGCCGAAGGGUCGAUCAGAGUGGAUAAGAAGCUCUCAGAUCGUCUAGGCCUGAGCAACCUGAAGAACCGGGGCAAAGCCACUGCGUCGAGUAUACCACGAUUUGUUCACAAGAAGAGGGAAUCAAAGGUAUCAACUCUGGCGAGGCAUUUUGAGCAGCUCAGUCGGGAAUUUGAAAAGGAACGCAUCCGAGACCGCAAGAAGCGUGCCGCGAGCAUGCGUCAACCGCGAGCCAUGCUCCCUAGGACCACCACCAAGGCCAUUGUGGAGGUCUACGAUGAUGUGAAUGAGGCUUUUGAGGAGCCAAGCCCCCCUGGUGAGAGUAUUGCGGAGCGUGAGGCUGAGCAGCGAUCUGUGAGCAUCGCCUCGCGUCAUUCUGAUGCACCGGCCAAGAUGGAGCCCCCUAGCGAACCUCCAACUCCUGCCGAGCCAUCAUUCAAGAUGGACGAACAUCAACCAAAGGAGAAGGAAGAGACCACGGGGAAGGAGGGCAAGGAAGAGAGGGAAGAAAAAGAAGAGAAUGACGACGCGACUGCCGCAACCACCAGCCAAUGCCUCUCAGACGACGAGGAGAGAGGUGGUGACCUUGAGCACUCUGUUCCGGACGAGUAUCUACACGACAUCAAGGAGAUUGCCGACUCUGUGGACGCGAGUGAGAUUCCUCUGGAGCUGCCCAAGCACCAAAAGACCAGCCUGAUGAAGUAUCUCACCAACUUCUGGGCCGAACGCUCGGCAAGCGGUUGGCAGCCACUCGAAUACCCUGUCAACGCGACUGACCACAUUUUUGUCGACUCUGAUAUCAUUGUUAGAGAGGACGAGCCUAGCUCAGUGAUUGCUCUCGCUCUCAACAGUGAAGAUUACCAGGGCAAGCUGGCUAACAUCCGACGAGAAGCUCAGGAGGUCAUGCAGCGCGAGGUUGAAAGUGGCGGCGACACCGAGCCUAAGUCUGUCCCCUCAGACGGCACUGACUGGGUGUCUGAGACGGAGCUGGAGAAGAGUCUCCUCCGUGUCACUGGGACGCAUCUCAAGUACCAGUUCCGCGAGGGGUCUGCCACGAUGACGUGUAAGAUCUUUUACGCAGAACAGUUUGAUGCGUUGAGGAGGAAGUGCGGUGUUGCAGAACGCAUCGUUGAGUCGUUGUCCCGGUGUCUUAAGUGGGAUUCCAAGGGUGGCAAGACCAAGUCUGUGUUUUUGAAGACGCUUGACGACAGACUGGUGUUAAAGUCCCUCUCGCCUAUUGAGACAUCAGCGUUCUUGCGCUUCGCCCCAGGCUACUUCAACAUCAUGGCCGAAGCCCUGUUCCACGACCUCCCUUCUGUGAUCGCCAAGAUGUUGGGAUUCUUCCAGGUCUUUAUCAAGAACCCUGUCACUGGAACGGACAUCAAGUUGGACCUGUUGAUUACCGAGAACCUCUUCUACGACCGAUCAGCAACCAGAAUCUUUGAUCUCAAGGGUUCUAUGCGCAACCGCAAGAUCCAGUCGACAGGAGAGCAGAAUGAGGUGCUGCUUGACGAGAACAUGGUCGAGUACAUCUAUGAGUCGCCGCUCUUUGCACGAGAGCAUUCGAAGAAGCUGCUACGGGCUUCUGUGUGGAACGAUACGCUGUUCCUGGCAAGACAGAAUGUGAUGGACUAUUCCCUUAUGAUUGCCGUCGAUGAGGCUCGCAAGGAGCUCGUGGUUGGCAUCAUUGACUGUAUCCGUACGUACACAUGGGACAAGAAGCUUGAGAGUUGGAUCAAGGAUCGCGGAUUCGCUGGUGGAGGCCGCAACCGACCUACCGUGACGAGUCCGAAGGAGUACAAGUCCCGAUUCCGAGAGGCGAUGGCUAGAUACAUCUUGCAAGCGCCCAACUGCUGGCACCUCUUUAAUAAUCCUCAGUACCCACACUACUAUGGGCGGGCUAGGUUCGAGGAGCCUGAGAUGCUUCGGUGA
Fusarium keratoplasticum is the source of this 7467-nucleotide messenger RNA. Its product is annotated as 1-phosphatidylinositol-3-phosphate 5-kinase. The record is from RefSeq and is a predicted model, not a curated record. Gene Ontology annotation, biological process: phosphatidylinositol phosphate biosynthetic process. The transcript is spliced from 3 exons. NCBI's taxonomy places the organism in Eukaryota, Fungi, Ascomycota, Sordariomycetes, Hypocreales, Nectriaceae. Gene Ontology annotation, cellular component: fungal-type vacuole membrane; endosome membrane. Gene Ontology annotation, molecular function: 1-phosphatidylinositol-3-phosphate 5-kinase activity; ATP binding; metal ion binding. Bases 1 to 7467 code for a protein of 2488 amino acids.